AUGUGGUUCAACAAACGAUCCUCGCCCAUCGCCGCCCUCCUCCUCACUGCCCCUUCAUUAUCCGCCGCUUUCUAUCUUCCCGGAGUUGCGCCUACAUCCUACGAUGAAGGUCAAUCGGUACCACUCUAUGUCAACCAUCUUACGCCCGGCCUAGCGCAGCAGGAUGAACAGCUCCAUUCCGUCUUCUCCUAUGACUACUACCACCCGGCCUUCCAUUUCUGUGCUCCCCAAGAAGGUCCCAAGGAUGUUCGAGAGUCGCUGGGAAGCAUCCUGUUUGGAGACCGCAUCCAGACGUCGCCGUUCGAGCUGCACAUGGGCAAGAACGAGACCUGCAAGGCUGUCUGCGGCCCGGCCUCGUUUGAUGCCCGCAGCGCCAAGUUCGUCAACCGCCGAAUUCAACAAGGAUACAACAUCAACUGGCUGGUAGAUGGGCUUCCUGGGGCGCAGAUUAACAUGGAGGCCGUGACGCAGACCAAGUUUUACAGCCCCGGGUUCGCUCUGGGAUCGAUCAACGACGAGGGACAACCGGUCUUGAACAACCACUUCGAAAUCCUCAUCGAGUAUCACCGUGUCGGCUAUGGAAACCAGGACAAGUACCGUGUUGUUGGCGUGCUCGUGCAGCCGGAGUCCCGGCGCAACUCCAUGGUCUCGGAGGAUGGUACCGCCCAGUGCGAUGGCGACGGUGUCGGCAUCACCUUGAACGAGGAGGGCGAGACUGCGGUUACAUGGACUUACAGUGUGUACUGGCGUGAGUCGCCCACCGCAUGGGCCACUCGUUGGGAUAAAUAUCUUCAUGUCUACGACCCGAAGAUUCACUGGUUCUCCUUGAUCAACUCGGCUGUGUUCGUGGUCUUCCUGGUCGCGAUGGUGAGCAUGAUCUUGGUUAGGGCUCUGAAGAAGGACAUUGCCCGGUACAACCGUCUGGAUAUGAUCAACCUAGACGACUUCGACAGCACGUCCGCGGCGGUGGAAGACGGUAUCCAGGAGGAUUCCGGAUGGAAGUUGGUGCACGGAGACGUGUUCCGGUGCCCCAAGUCCCCGCUGCUUCUGAGUGUGCUUGUCGGUAAUGGAGCUCAGCUGUUCAUGAUGACGGGCGUGACUGUCGUUUUCGCACUCUUUGGUCUGCUCUCCCCCGCGAACCGUGGCUUCCUGGCCACUGCAAUCCUUCUGAUCUAUACGCUUUUCGGCUUCAUUGGCGGCUACGUAUCGGCCCGAGUCUACAAAUCGCUGGGCGGUGAUGCCUGGAAACGCAACAUUAUCAUGACCCCAGUGCUGGUUCCCGCGCUCAUCUUUGGCGUGUUCUUCCUUCUGAACCUGUUCGUUUGGGCCAAGGGAUCGAGUGGUGCCGUGCCAUUUGGCACUAUGCUUGCCCUGGUCCUGAUCUGGUUCGUGAUUAGCGUGCCGCUAAGUGUUGCGGGAAGCUGGCUGGGAUUCAAGCAACGUGCUAUUGAAGGUCCCACCAAGACCAACCAGAUCCCCCGCCAGGUCCCUCCGAUGACGGGUACGCUGCGUACUGUUCCCUCUCUGCUGUUGACCGGUAUCCUCCCCUUCGGAGCGAUCUUCGUGGAGCUCUACUUUAUCAUGACCUCGCUGUGGACGAACAAGAUUUACUACAUGUUUGGCUUCCUGUUCCUCUGCUACGGGUUGAUGGUUAUCACAUCUGCUGCCACGACCGUGCUUCUGGUGUACUUCUUGCUGUGCGCCGAAAACUACCGGUGGCACUGGCGGGCGUUUGCCGGCGCGGGAAUGACCGGCGGGUACGUCUUCUUGAACGCAAUUCUGUUCUGGAUCACCCGGGUCAGCUUCGGUGGUUUCACCGGCGCGGUGUUGUAUGUCGGCUACUCCGCUCUCCUCGGAUUUAUUGUCUUCAUCUUGACUGGAUCCAUUGGGUUUUUCGCCAGCUGGGCGUUCGUGCAGCGUAUCUACGGCUCCAUCAAGGUCGACUAA
Aspergillus tubingensis is the source of this 1947-nucleotide messenger RNA. Its product is annotated as transmembrane 9 family protein. The record is from RefSeq and is a predicted model, not a curated record. Gene Ontology annotation, biological process: vacuolar transport; protein localization to membrane. The coding region runs from base 1 to 1947 and encodes 648 amino acids. The transcript has 4 exons. Lineage: Eukaryota; Fungi; Ascomycota; Eurotiomycetes; Eurotiales; Aspergillaceae. Gene Ontology annotation, cellular component: fungal-type vacuole membrane; endosome.